AAUUUCGUGUAGUUCUAUGGAGAGAAGAGAAAAUAAAAGAUGAGUGAGAAGAGAGCUGGAGCCUUAGGACGGAUGCUCCUGGUGUGGGCACAGGAGUAAGGGACAGAGAGGGGGGCGGAGGGCGGGAGUCGGGGAGACCUGAGCCGAGAGCCAGAGGGAAAGAGCGAGGGGCAGAGGAGGGAGCGCUCCCGGCCGCCCCGACCUGAGCGGGUUGACCUCUUUCUUUCUCUGUCCCUCUCCUUGCUUUCCCCCUCUGUGUCUGCUUGUCCCCAGCCCGAUGGCAAAGCCGUGCGGAUUGGCACCCCCCUCUUCCUCAGUUCUUUCCUCCAUCCCGUACCCCCUCCCCUCACAUACAUCACCUGGAGAGAAGGGGAAGAUGCCAGAGAGAGUCAUGAGUCCUCAUAAUGCUUUGCUCUUUGGAUGUUUCCUCAUCGAGAUAGACGGAGGCUUGUGUUUUCCCCAGGAGAAGGUUCCUAAUGUGAGAGAGUAGACCCAGAUGAUGGAGGUGCUUCAGUGCGAUGGCUGUGACUUCAGAGCCCCGUCUUAUGAAGAUCUCAAGGCGCAUAUCCAGGAUGUCCACACGGCAUUUCUGCAGCCGACGGACGUUGCCGAAGACAAUGCGAAUGAGCCGCGAUCUGGGUCCAUGAAUGCCAGUAACCAGACAGAGGUGGAGUUUUCGUCUAUAAAGGAUGAAUUUGUGAUUGCAGAGGAUUUAUCAGGUCAAAAUGCAACUGCAUUGGGGACCGGAAGUUACUAUGGCCAUAGUCCAGGAUAUUACGGUCAGCAUAUUGCCUCUAAUCCCAAACCAACAAACAAGUUUUUUCAAUGCAAGUUCUGCGUACGCUACUUCAGGUCAAAAAACCUCCUCAUUGAACACACUAGGAAGGUCCACGGAGCUCAAGCUGAAGGGAGUUCGGCGGGACCCCCUGUUCCAGGAUCCUUAAAUUAUAAUAUCAUGAUGCACGAGGGAUUCGGAAAGGUCUUCUCUUGCCAGUUUUGCACAUACAAGUCACCAAGGAGGGCAAGAAUAAUUAAGCAUCAGAAGAUGUAUCACAAAAACAAUUUGAAGGAGACCACUGCUCCUCCCCCUGCCCCUGCUCCGAUGGCAGACCCCGUGGUCCCACCCGUGUCCCUGCAGGACCCCUGCAAGGAACUGCCGGCGGAGGUCGUGGAGCGCAGCAUCCUAGAAUCAAUGGUCAAGCCUCUGACCAAGUCUCGAGGCAACUUUUGCUGUGAGUGGUGCAGCUAUCAGACCCCCCGCCGGGAACGCUGGUGUGACCACAUGAUGAAGAAACACCGCAGCAUGGUCAAGAUCCUGUCCAGUCUCAGGCAGCAGCAAGAAGGGACUAAUCUGCCUGAUGUGCAGAACAAGAGCGCCCCCAGCCCCACUUCUAACUCCACCUAUCUGUCUAUGAAUGCUGCCAGCCGGGAGCUACCCAGCACUAACGUCUCCACCUUCAGGGGCUCCAUCGGCAACUCCAUCAUGAGACCCAAUUCUUCUUCCGCUUCCAAGUUUUCGCCCGUGUCUUACCCUCAGAUGAAGCCGAAGUCACCUCACAAUUCUGGCCUCGUCAACUUGGCGGAGAGAUCCCGUUACGGAAUGACUGACAUGACCAAUUCUUCUGCCGACCUGGAAACUAACAGCAUGCUGAAUGACUCUAGUUCCGAUGAAGAGUUAAAUGAAAUAGACAGCGAGAAUGGCUUAACUGCUCUGGAUCAUCAGACAGCAGGCAUGUCCGCGGAGCAGCUGAUGGGCUCAGAGGGCAACAAAUUAUUGGAGACCAAGGGGAUCCCAUUUAGAAGAUUCAUGAAUCGGUUCCAGUGCCCCUUUUGUCCGUUCCUCACCAUGCAUCGACGUAGCAUCUCCCGUCACAUAGAAAACAUCCACUUAUCCGGAAAGACAGCUGUCUACAAAUGUGAUGAAUGUCCAUUUACUUGCAAGAGCUCGUUAAAACUUGGGGCUCACAAACAGUGUCACACGGGUACAACGUCAGACUGGGAUGCUGUGAAUUCCCAGAGUGAAAGCAUUGCUUCCCCGCUGCACGAAGGUGUCGUGUCUUACGAGAGCUCGAGCAUCAAUGGGAGAAAGUCGGGGGUCGUGCUGGAGCCCCUGCAGCAGCAACAGCCGCCCCCGCCGCCGCCGCCGCCACCGCCCCCACCUCCGUCACAGCCCCAGCCGCCGCAGCUACAGCCGCCCCAUCAGGUGCCGCCCCUGCCCCCGCCGCCCGCACAGGCCCCGCCCCUGCACCCCUACAAGUGCACCAUGUGUAAUUACUCCACCACGACUCUGAAAGGGCUGAGGGUUCAUCAGCAGCACAAACACUCCUUCUGCGACAACUUGCCAAAAUUCGAGGGGCAGCCCUCCAGCCUGCCAGCGGACAGCGAGACAGACAGCCACCCCUCUUCCAGCAACACUGUGAAGAAAAGUCAGACCUCAAUUCUUGGGUUGUCCUCCAAGAACAAUUUUGUAGCUAAGGCCUCUAGGAAACUCGCUAAUGACUUUCCUCUCGACUUAUCGCCCGUGAAGAAGAGGACCCGGAUUGACGAGAUAGCAAGCAACCUGCAGAGCAGAAUUAACCAAACCAAACAGCAGGAAGAUGCGGUGAUCAACGUGGAGGAUGACGAGGAGGAAGAGGAAGACAACGAAGUGGAGAUUGAGGUGGAGCUGGACCGGGAAGAAGAGCCGCCAGAGCCCAUCCUGGAGGUGCCCACGUCCUUCUCAGCACAGCAGAUCUGGGCGAGAGACGCCCCUGAGCCCCAGAAGGAGCCCAACUUCAGAACUGUCACGCACGAUUACAAUACCACCAACGGGGCUGAGAUAGAGCUCACCCUUUCUGAAGAUGAAGAGGAUUAUUAUGGCUCCUCCACGAACAUGAAAGAUCACCAGGUUGCCAGCGCUACUCUGCUCAACACCCAGACUCCUAUCUACGGAACUGAGCACGGUAAUGAAAAUGCGGACUUUAGUGACUCGGGAAGGCUUUAUUAUUGCAAACACUGUGACUUUAACAACAAAUCUGCCCGGAGCGUCAGCACCCACUACCAGCGCAUGCACCCGUACAUUAAAUUCAGCUUCAGGUACAUCUUGGACCCCAACGAUCACAGCGCAGUGUACAGGUGCCUGGAAUGCUACAUCGAUUACACCAACUUCGAAGACCUGCAGCAGCAUUACGGCGAACACCACCCAGAAGCCAUGAACGUCCUCAACUUCGACCACUCGGACCUGAUCUACCGGUGUCGGUUUUGUUCCUACACGAGCCCCAACGUCCGGAGCCUGAUGCCGCAUUACCAGAGAAUGCAUCCCACCGUUAAGAUUAACAACGCGAUGAUAUUUUCGAGCUACGUGGUGGAGCAGCAGGAGGGGCCGAACACGGAGUCCCAGACGCUGAGGGAGAUCCUGAAUUCGGCUCCCAAGAACAUGGCCGCGUCCGCUGCCGUGGCCCGUGGCGGCGGGGUGCCAGCCCCGUUCCCUAAAAACACCCCUUCCAAGACCUUUCCUCCAGAAUGUGAAAAUCAGAAGGACCCCUCGGUCAGCACCGUCGUCGUGUACGAUUGUGACGUUUGCUCCUUCGCGAGCCCCAACAUGCACUCUGUGUUGGUUCAUUAUCAGAAGAAACACCCGGAAGAAAAGGCCUCCUACUUUAGGAUCCAGAAAACCAUGCGAAUGGUGUCUGUGGACAGGGGCUCUGCCCUCUCUCGGUUGUCAUUUGAGGUGGGUGCUCCAGUGUCUCCCAAAAUAUCCGCCAUGGGUUCCCCACCCCCCCCGCCGCCCCCGCCACCAGACCUCGGUACCGAGCUUUACUACUGCAAACACUGCUCCUACAGCAAUCGGUCAGUUGUGGGAGUCCUUGUCCACUACCAGAAAAGACACCCAGAGAUAAAGGUUACCGCCAAAUAUAUCAGACAGGCUCCUCCCACAGCCGCAAUGACGCGAGGGGCUGAUGGGCCCCAAGGCUCCCCCCGGCCACCGGCCCCCAGGCCGCAGCUCAGCCGCAGCGGCUCCGAGAGAGACGGCCCUCCCGCGGAGAGUGAGAUGUUCUUCUGCCAGCACUGUGAUUACGGGAACCGCACGGUCAAAGGCGUCCUCAUCCAUUAUCAGAAGAAGCACCGAGACUUCAAGGCCAACGCGGACGUGAUCCGGCAGCACACGGCCACCAUCCGAAGCCUCUGCGACCGUAACCAGAAGAAGCCCGCCGGUUGCGUGCUGGUCCCCGCCUCGAACGUGGAGCGGGACAGGACGAAACUCAGGGCGCUCAAGUGUCGGCAGUGCUCGUACACCUCCCCCUACUUCUAUGCACUGAGGAAGCAUAUCAAGAAAGACCACCCUGCCCUGAAGGCCACAGUCACGUCCAUCAUGCGGUGGGCAUUUCUAGAUGGCUUGAUAGAAGCUGGCUACCACUGCGAGUGGUGCAUCUAUUCCCACACAGAUCCCAACGGUUUGCUCCUCCAUUACCAGAGGAGGCAUCCCGAGCAUUACGUUGAUUAUACGUACAUGGCCACCAAGCUCUGGGCUGGGCCAGACCCAUCCCCUCCCUCUCUCACGAUGCCAGCUGAAGCCAAAACGUACAGAUGCCGAGACUGUGUUUUUGAGGCCGUCUCCAUCUGGGACAUCACCAAUCACUACCAAGCGUUCCACCCCUGGGCCAUGAAUGGGGACGAGUCGGUGCUGCUGGAUAUCAUCAAGGAGAAAGAUGCUGUCGAGAAUCCCCUCUCUCCGCCUGAAGAGCUCGUGGGCCCUGUGAAUUGUGAAAACAGUAUGCCUGCCCCGCUCCCCGAGCAGGAAGCUGAAUGCCCCGAGGACGCCAGGCUUUCCCCAGAGAAGAGCCUCCAGCUAGCGUCAGCCAACCCUGCCAUCUCCUCCACCCCGUACCAGUGCACCGUGUGCCAGUCUGAGUAUAACAACCUGCACGGCCUUCUGACCCAUUAUGGGAAGAAGCACCCAGGCAUGAAAGUGAAGGCUGCCGACUUUGCCCAGGAUAUCGACAUCAACCCGGGCGCCGUCUACAAAUGCCGUCAUUGCCCCUACAUCAACACCCGCAUCCACGGUGUCCUGACCCACUACCAGAAGCGACACCCAUCCAUCAAGGUGACUGCCGAGGACUUCGUGCACGACGUGGAGCAGUCCGCCGACAUAGCCCAGAACGACGUGGAGGAGACGAGCAGGAUCUUCAAGCAAGGGUACGGCGCCUACCGCUGCAAACUUUGUCCCUACACGCACGGCACUUUGGAGAAGCUCAAGAUCCACUAUGAGAAGUAUCACAACCAGCCCGAAUUCGAUGUCUUUUCCCAGUCUCCCCCGAAGCUGCCCGUGACCCUCGAGCCCGAGAUAACCACUGAAGUGAGCCCCUCCCAAGUGUCCGUGACCGAGGACGAGGUGGGAGAGGAGCCCGUGUCCACGUCUCACUUCGCUACCUCGCACCUGGUGUCCCACACUGUGUUCCGGUGCCAGCUCUGCAAGUACUUCUGCUCCACGCGGAAGGGCAUAGCCCGGCACUACCGCAUCAAGCACAACAACGUGCGCGCCCAGCCCGAGGGCAAGAACAACCUCUUCAAGUGCGCCCUGUGUGCCUACACCAACCCCAUCCGCAAAGGGCUGGCCGCCCACUACCAGAAGCGCCACGACAUCGACGCCUACUACACCCACUGCCUGGCGGCCUCCAGGACCAUCAGCGACAAGCCCAGCAAGGUGAUCAUCCCGUCGCCGCCCAAGGACGACGCCCCGCAGCUCAGCGAGGAGCUCCGGCGCGCCGUGGAGAAGAAGAAGUGCUCGCUGUGCGCCUUUCAGUCCUUCAGCAAGAAGGGCAUCGUGUCCCACUACAUGAAGCGCCACCCGGGGGUGUUCCCCAAGAAGCAGCACGCCAGCAAGUUGGGGGGCUACUUCACCGCCGUCUACGCCGACGAGCACGAGAAGCCGGUGCUGAUGGAAGAGGAGGAGAGAGGCGGCUGCGAGAAAGCCGAGGUGGAGGGGAGCGAAGGGCAGGAGAUGGAGUGGCUCCCGUUCCGCUGCAUCAAGUGCUUCAAGCUGUCCUUCAGCACGGCGGAGCUGCUGUGCAUGCAUUACACGGACCACCACAGCCGGGACCUCAAGAGGGACUUCGUCAUCCUGGGCAGCGGCCCCCGCCCGCAGAGCUCCGCCUACCAGUGCAAGCACUGCGAUAGCAAACUGCAAAGCACGGCGGAGCUGACCUCACACUUGAACAUUCACAAUGAGGAAUUCCAGAAGCGUGCCAAACGUCAGGAGAGGAGGAAACAGCUUUUGAGCAAGCAGAAAUAUGCAGAUGGUGCUUUUGCAGAUUUCAAACAAGAGAGGCCUUUUGGUCACUUAGAAGAGGUGCCAAAGAUCAAGGAGAGGAAGGUGGUGGGCUACAAAUGUAAAUUCUGUGUGGAAGUGCAUCCGACGCUCCGGGCCAUCUGUAACCACCUCCGCAAGCACGUCCAGUACGGCAGUGUCCCGGCCGUGUCAGCCGCCGUGAAGCAGGAGGCUGAAGACCCUUCCCACUUGUUCCUGGACGGACUGGAAGCAGCCAGAGAUGCCAGUGGCGCCCUGGUGGACCGGGUGGCUGGUGAACACUGCUUGCUUGAUGGAAUGUUGGAGGAUGAAACCCGGCCGGGGGGAUACCAUUGUAGUCAAUGUGACAGAGUCCUGAUGUCCAUGCAGGGGCUGCGUUCUCAUGAGAGGAGCCAUCUGGCCCUGGCCAUGUUUACCCGCGAGGACAAGUACAGCUGCCAGUACUGCUCCUUUGUUUCUGCUUUCAGGCACAAUUUGGAUCGCCAUAUGCAAACCCACCACGGACACCAUAAACCAUUCCGAUGCAAACUCUGCUCCUUCAAGUCCUCCUACAACAGCCGGCUGAAGACACACAUCCUCAAAGCUCAUGCUGGUGAGCAUGCCUACAAGUGUUCUUGGUGCUCCUUUUCCACCAUGACCAUCAGCCAGCUGAAGGAACACUCCCUCAAGGUCCACGGAAAAGCCCUGACCCUCCCCAGGCCGAGGAUUGUCAGUCUCCUCUCCUCGCACGCCCACCACUCCUCCCAAAAAGCCACCCCGGCCGAAGAAGUGGAAGAUUCCAAUGACUCAUCCUACUCCGAGCCUCCAGAUGUUCAGCAGCAGUUGAACCACUAUCAAUCCGCUGCUCUGGCGAGAAACAACAGCCGUGUGAGCCCCGUGCCUCUUUCUGGAGCUGCGGGGGUCACUGAGCAGAAGACGGAAGCCGUUCUUCACUGCGAAUUCUGUGAAUUCUCCUCUGGCUACAUCCAGAGCAUCAGGCGCCACUACAGGGACAAGCACGGUGGGAAGAAGCUCUUCAAGUGCAAAGACUGCUCCUUUUACACAGGCUUUAAAUCUGCUUUUACUAUGCACGUGGAAGCCGGGCAUUCGGCGGUCCCCGAGGAGGGCCCCAAAGAUCUUCGCUGCCCUCUCUGCCUCUAUCACACCAAAUACAAACGCAACAUGAUUGACCACAUCGUGCUGCACCGAGAAGAGCGUGUUGUCCCCAUUGAAGUAUGCCGAUCCAAACUGUCAAAAUACUUGCAGGGAGUAGUUUUCCGCUGUGAUAAGUGUACCUUCACCUGCUCCAGUGACGAGAGCCUCCAGCAACACAUAGAAAAGCACAAUGAACUGAAACCUUACAAAUGCCAGCUCUGCUACUAUGAGACCAAGCACACGGAGGAACUGGACAGCCACCUUCGGGACGAGCAUAAGGUAAGCCGUAACUUUGAGCUGGUUGGACGAGUCAACUUGGAUCAGCUGGAACAGAUGAAGGAGAAGAUGGAGAGCUCCAGCAGUGAUGAGGAGGACAAGGAAGAAGAAAUGAACAGCAAGGCUGAUGACAGAGAUCUGAUGAGAUUUUCUGACCAUGGGGCUGCUAUCAACACUGAGAAGCGUUUUCCAUGUGAAUUUUGCGGACGGGCGUUUUCCCAGGGCUCUGAGUGGGAAAGGCACGUGCUGAGACACGGCAUGGCGUUGAAUGACACCAAGCAGGUGAGCCGAGAAGAAAUCCACCUGAAAGAUAGCAUGGAGGACAGUAUUAAGGUGCCCUCUAUAGAGGAAAAGGAAGAUGACGAAGCAAUUGGGAUAGACUUUUCCCUAAAGAAUGAACCAGUAGCCAUCUGUGUAGUAGCUGCUGACAAAUCUCUCCUGGAGAAUGCAGAGGCCAAAAAAGAAUAAGCGUUUGGUGAAAUUCUUAAUCACCUCUUACUUGAACCGUGAUGAAAAAAAGUGGGAGGGCCAGCUUGGGCUGAGAAGGGGGGGACAGAAAAGAGAAGACAGAACAAAGCUGCUUUUUAGGACUGAACAAUCUAUUUUCAAAGCACUGGUACCUGUGUGAGUGAGUAUGUAAAUUAAAGUUAUUUAAAUGGUUGGAA
Messenger RNA from Balaenoptera ricei (Rice's whale), 8361 nucleotides. RefSeq names its product zinc finger protein 462 (gene ZNF462). The record is from RefSeq and is a predicted model, not a curated record. Gene Ontology annotation, cellular component: nucleus. Lineage: Eukaryota; Metazoa; Chordata; Mammalia; Artiodactyla; Balaenopteridae. Gene Ontology annotation, biological process: regulation of gene expression. The transcript has 14 exons. The coding region runs from base 497 to 8164 and encodes 2555 amino acids.